Amaranthus tricolor (Joseph's coat) is the source of this 3003-nucleotide messenger RNA. RefSeq names its product pentatricopeptide repeat-containing protein At4g11690. Gene Ontology annotation, molecular function: protein binding. The record is from RefSeq and is a predicted model, not a curated record. The coding region runs from base 151 to 1863 and encodes 570 amino acids. The transcript is spliced from 2 exons. Lineage: Eukaryota; Viridiplantae; Streptophyta; Magnoliopsida; Caryophyllales; Amaranthaceae.
CCUAUUCUGCUGUUGUAUUUGAAUCAGUACAGGUAACUGCCGCAAACAGGUAAUUUCCCGUUCGAUUUCUCUCCUUAUGUCCCAGCAUACAUAUUUCUGGGUUUUCUUUAGCAAGCUUGAAUCUUAUCUGUAAUGGCUUCCUAUUGGUAAAUGGAAGUAGAAAUGCAAAAAAUGUCAAGAGUAACAUUCCAAUGUCUGUUAUUGAUGCAGAAAAUGGUGAAAAUCCCUCCAAAUAAAGCACUUUUUUUGUUAAGGUCUUCAAUUAUUCAUGAUUUGGAACAUACCCACCAUUCUAUUUAUUUGAUUUUGCAUUUCCUUAUUAGUUAUAAUUUCUUACCUCAAGCUCAGUUAUUUACUCUUCAACUACUUUCUGGUAGAUUAAAAUCAUCUUCACCAUUAAAUUCUUCAUCUCUUGUUCAAAUUUUCACCAACAUUUACCCAAUUUCACACCCACUAUGUGUUCAUCUCCAAGAAAUGAUUUUGAAUGCUUAUAAUCAAGCCAAAUUGCCUAAAGAGGCUUUAAAUUCUUUCAUUUUGAUGAUAAAUCAGGGUUUGGUACCCAAUUCGAAUUUGUUUAAUUCAUUAUUGAUUCUUCUUUUAGAAAACAAUAAUCUUGAAAAAGCUUGGUGGGUUUUUAAUGAAUUUAGUAUUAAAGUUCAAUUGGAUGUUUAUAGUUUUGGGAUAAUGAUUAAGGGAUUUUGUCAAGGGAAUGAUUUGAAAAGGGCUUUUGAUGUUUUGGAUAGAUUAGAAGAUGUGGGUUUGUCUCCAAAUGUUGUUAUCUAUACUACAUUGAUUGAUGGGUGUUGUAAAAAUGGUGAUAUUACUAAAGCAAAGGACUUGUUCUUUAAGAUGGAGGAACUAGGAUUGGUUCCCAAUCAGCUUACUUUCACAGUGUUGAUGAAUGGAUUAUUCAAGAAGGGGUUUAAGAAAGAAGGGUUCCAAUUAUAUGAGAAGAUGAAGGCUUGUGGGAUCUUACCUAAUACUUAUACCUAUAAUUGUAUGAUACAUGAGCAUUGUAAAGAUGGAUUGCUCGGUAGAGCGUUCGUGCUGUUUGAUGAUAUGUGUGAAAGAGGUUUAGCUUCUAAUAUUGUGACUUACAACAUAUUGAUUAGUGGGUUGUGCAAGGAGAACCCUUGGGAAGCUGAGAAAUUGUUGACACAAAUGAGAAGUAAAGGCUUAACGCCGGAUUUGAUCACCUAUAACACACUAAUCAAAGGGUUUUGUGAUAUUGGGAAUUUGAGUAAAGCUAUGAGCUUAUUUGUUCAAAUGAAAUUGGAUGGACAAAUACCAUCUUUGGUGACAUAUAAUACUCUUAUUUCGGGUUUCUCUAAGGCUGGGAAUUCCAACAAGGCCGCUAAAUUAGUCGGGGAGAUGGAAGAGCGAGGUUUAAUCCCGUCUAAAGUGACUUACACAACUCUAAUUGAUGCGUUUGUUCGAUCUGAUAAUAUGGAAAAAGCAUUAGAGAUUUAUUAUUCGAUGGAAAAGGCCGGAGUAGUUGAUGUUUAUACUAUUGGUGCUUUGAUAAACGGAUGGUGUUGCAAGGGUAGGAUGUUAGAAGCGUUAAAGCUGUUCAAAUCAAUGGAGACAAAGCAUGUACACCCGAGUGAUGUGAUUUAUAAUGUGAUGAUUAAUGGUUAUUGCAAUGAGGGGAGUUCUUACAGGGCGUUGAGGUUUCUGAAAGACAUGAGGGGCCAUGGGAUGGUUCCGAAUGUUGCUAGCUACUGUUCAACUAUAUAUGUUCUCUGUAAAGAUAGAAAGUUGAAAGAAGCUGAAUUACUGGUUGAGGAGAUGGUUAGCUUUGGUAUGAAACCUUCAAAGGCAGUUUACAAUGUGCUAUCUCAAGCGAAAGAAGAUGCUAGCUGACUUUUUUUUUUGUGCCUCGGCAGGUGCCAAUUAGUGGCAUUGUGGUGAUGAAAUGCUGUUUCACAAGAAGGAAAUUAACAAUCUCGUGAUUCAACUGGCUGUUGUCGGGAAGUUAUGAAGUGUGGUAAUGAAAUGUUGUUUCACAAGAAGGAAAUUAGUGGCAUUGUGCACCAUAAUGAAAAAUGUGGUAAUGAUCGCAAUUGCGGUAACGGAAUAGUGAUGCGGUAAUGGAAGUGAUGCGAUCAUCGUAUCGCCAAAAUAUCAGUCAAAGCUAUAAGAUAUCUCGAUACGGCUCCAAACACGAUUUUUUUACACCUUUACAACACGGGAAGAAUCGAUUCAUUUAUUUUGAAAACCUACUAUCUGAACAACAGAUAACCGGCUUGGUUCUGUGUGCAUACUGAGAGGUGCUACUCCAAGAGACUUGUUCUCAAAUUAGCUUGUCGUACGAACAAAAAAUUGCGGAGAAUGGAGAGGACACCCUGUAGUCAUUGAAGCAGCGCAGAAAAUAGGACAUGGUGAAUUCAUUUGUUGCGGGCACAUCCUCAACGGAAUGGUGAACGGACUGCUCAAUGUUUAAACAUAAGAUAAAGGAUAUCAUCUCAAUUGAGAAAAAAGCUUCCAAGUGCUUGAAAUUACGAAGCAAGAACGGAGCACCCUGCAAUGGAUCACUUGUUGGAGCGCCCUAGAUGCUAGUUUGACCAUGUUGUUCUAAAAAUGACAGAAAGUUCGCAACAUGAAUAAUGCAGUGUUUCGUAAUGAUGCGCUCUUUCAUCUAAAUCGUCAUCAGUUAUAUUGGAUGAAAUUAAGGGAUGAAAGCAUGUAUUUACACUUCAAAUGAGUGAGAUGUAUGUGUAUUAUUUUACUAAUCAUUCUUAUUAUUUUUCUCUAUAAUUUGAUCAAAGUUUUUGUUUUGUCUUUUGAUUUUCUAAUCUUCUCAAGACACAUAAUCAUUAAGAUUACUCACUUCAUACCAAGUGUAUUAUGUGAUUGAUUAUAUCAUAACUUAAGUACUUUUGUGAGGGAAAUAUCACAAAAAAAAAAGUUACCAAUGGCCUUCGGUCAGUUAUCCAAAUUUCCGAGCAAUUUAACACGCAAACCAAUCUUCAAUUUUGUGCAAUUGGUGUUCAUCAUGCAAGC